This is a messenger RNA of Diaporthe batatas, 1881 nucleotides long. RefSeq lists its product as uncharacterized. The record is from RefSeq and is a predicted model, not a curated record. NCBI's taxonomy places the organism in Eukaryota, Fungi, Ascomycota, Sordariomycetes, Diaporthales, Diaporthaceae. The transcript has a single exon. Gene Ontology annotation, biological process: transmembrane transport. Bases 207 to 1619 code for a protein of 470 amino acids. Gene Ontology annotation, molecular function: transmembrane transporter activity. Gene Ontology annotation, cellular component: fungal-type vacuole membrane.
CGACAAGUUGCCGUCCUUUGCCCAGCCCUUUGCAGUCCCAAGUCAGAAGUCCAAAAAGGGAGUUUCGCAGUUGUUAGUUUUCUCGGUUCGAAACGUCAUCGAUACUCGGCGGCCUAUACACAAGUGAGGCCGGCUCUUUUUCCGGUUAGCGUCACCGAUAGUCUCAUCAUUCCGGCGUGCGUGAAAUCGGCGGGGUGAAACCGCCCAUGGAACGAGAAACGGGGCUGUCGGUCCCGUCCGACUCGGAAAAGCCGUAUGUCUCGGAUCGGGAGGAUGUUAGAGAUCCACGGUCAUAUCUUGAACGCGAUGUCGAGACGGGCCCCGGAUCUGAGGAUAAACCAGGUGGCUCGGAUCUGCCGACGGCGCCGGGCAUGGGCAAGAGUGCACCCCAAAACUUACACCAACACGGCCCGAUCCCCAAUGGAGGGAUCGAAGCAUGGCUCCAAGUCCUCGGCUCGUGGGUCACGUUGGUUGCAACCUGGGGCCUGGUCAACACGUUCGGGGUGUAUCAGACCUACUACGAGACGACACUGCUCACGUCGUCAUCGUCUUCCGCCAUAUCAUGGAUCGGCUCGCUUCAGGCCUCCCUGCUGAUGCUAAUCGGUGUUGUGGCUGGACCUUUGUAUGAUGCAGGAUACUUCCGCCACCUGCUGAUCAGCGGGCUCUUCCUCAUUGUCCUCGGGCAGUUCAUGACAUCCCUGGGCACCGAGUACUGGCAGCUCCUCCUGGCGCAGGGCAUCUGCGUCGGCGUGGGCAUGGGGUUCAUCAUGCUGCCCUCGACCGCCAUCCUGUCGCAGUACUUCACCACGAGGCGGGCGUUCGUCAUCGGCAUCUCCAGCUCGGGGAGCCCGCUGGCGGGCAUCAUCUUCCCGGUCAUCUUCAGCCGGCUCGUGCCCAGGAUAGGCUUCGGCUGGGCGACGCGCGUGAUCGCCUUCAUCCUGCUGGGGCUGAGCGCGAUCCCGAUCACGUUCAUGAGGACGCGGGUGCCGCCGUCGGGCCGGAAGAGGGCGCUCAUCGACGGCAGCGCGCUGCGGGACCCGGCGUUCGUGCUGUUCAUGGUGGCGGGCUUCUUCAUGUUCCUGUGCCUCUACACGGCCUUCUUCUACAUCCAGCUCUUUGCCGAGAUGCACCACCUGUCGAGCGCCGAGUUCUCGCCGUACCUGGUCACGCUGCUCAACGUGGGCAGCGUGUUUGGGCGGAUCAUACCAAACUACCUGGCCGACAAGGUGGGCAGCGUGAACAUGGCGAUCGUAUGUGCUACCGUAUCAGCCGUACUCGCAUAUGGCUGGCUGGGCAUCCACAACCUGGGCGGCCUGGUGGUGUUUGCGCUGCUGUACGGGGCAUUCUCGGGCGGGAUUGUGUCUGUGCUGCCGUCAGCGAUCAUCACCAUGUCGCCUGACAUGUCGCGUGUGGGAACGAGACUGGGAAUGAUGUUUACGCUGACUGGAUUCUCCAUCUUGGUGGGCACGCCGAUUGCUGGGGCGAUCCUGGGCGGAUACAGUGACCGGGAGUGGAGAGGAGUGAUUGGGUAUUCAGCGGCGGGACUGACUCUUGGUUCGAUCUUGUACUUGGCCUCGAGGGCGGUUUCGUACAGGAGGAAUGGGAAGCUGGCUGCGUGAAGCAUGUGAGAGAGACAGACUGGGCGUGUGGCAUUUACAAUCCGGGUGUUUAUUACAAAAAGCCUUUCAUUUUGGUAACUCGGAAUGGUUCAUGGCAUGGGCCGUUGGGGCUAGAUGGCAUCAUGCUCGACGUGACUGCGGCUCGGUCUGUGUCGUGGGGUGGGAAGCUGUGAUACAUGCUCUUGGAGUCGAAGGGCAAGGAGGGUAGGCGCAGAUAGAGCACGAGCCUCCCAAUAUGCGCAAGACACAGAUUACAGACCUG